UAAUAAUGGACGGCAAGGCUGAUCUGGUAGCUCCUUUGAAUCAAGAAUCCCUUACUCCUCAACUAAACAAGAUUUCUGCAGAGGUUACGAGUCCCAAAAGACCAUGCAAAGCCAAAAGAAGAUUGAAUUUCUGUGAUGGUUAUGUAAAGAAAAAGAGAAAAUCGAAAUCACAAACAAAAACACUUGAGACAGCAAAGAAGCAAAAGGUUGAUGUGCCCAGCCAAAAAAAUGAUGGCUAUGCAAUACCUGACAAAUGCGAGAUGAAGGUUGAAGCACCUGUCAGCUUCUCAACUGGUGAUCUAGUGUGGGCCAAGCUCAAAGGAUUUGACUGGUGGCCAGGAAAGGUGGUGUCUUACCUGGAGGCUCGCCGUUCUGCACCAAAUCCAGGAAACCACUGGAUUAAGUGGUUUGGAGACAGCAAGUUUUCACAGGAGAUGAACGUUCGAUGCUCAGUAAUACCAUCUGGUAGCGAUGAAGAUGAUGAUGCUGAUGAUGAAUCUGACGGAGCAGACAAGUCAAAGGUUCGCUUUGGUAAACCAGUCAAUGAACCAAACCUCGCCAGUGAUGUCAAAGCAUUAUUUGAUGAAGUAUUAGACGGAAAACGGAAGCUAGAAGAAAUAUGUUUAGGUUGUGGGGAUCUCAAAGUCUGUGCCAAACAUCCAUUGUUUGAGGGYGGCCUCUGUAAAGAAUGCAAAAUGUACUGUACUAUUUGUGGUGACGGUAAAGAAGUAUUCAUGUGUGACAAUGAGGGAUGUUUCAGGUCUUAUUGUGGACUGUGUAUUGACAUGUUGGCAGGACAAGGGACAGUUAGAUCGAUAAUGUCACAAGAGAAGUGGAUCUGUUACAUGUGUUCUGGGAAAACUAAACGAUUGAUCAAAAGAAGAAAAGACUGGCAAGCCAGGUUACACGAGCUGUUCGUUAGUGACAGACAGGCUGAAUACGAAUUACCACCAGUGUAUCCCAUAAUUCCACCUGAAGAUCGUAAACCAAUCAAAGUUCUUGCUUUAUUUGAUGGAAUAGCUACAGGACUGCAAGCCUUGUUAGAUCUUGGUAUUGAAGUAGACACCUAUUACUCGGCAGAGAUAGAUGAGCAGGCCAUACAAGUAGCUAAAGUACAACAUGGAGACAAGAUUGUCCAUCUUGGUGAUGUGAAAAACAUCACAGAAAAACAG
Actinia tenebrosa (Australian red waratah sea anemone) is the source of this 1172-nucleotide messenger RNA. RefSeq names its product DNA (cytosine-5)-methyltransferase 3A. The record is from RefSeq and is a predicted model, not a curated record. Gene Ontology annotation, molecular function: methyltransferase activity. Gene Ontology annotation, cellular component: nucleus. Lineage: Eukaryota; Metazoa; Cnidaria; Anthozoa; Actiniaria; Actiniidae.